Molecule: messenger RNA, 315 nt
Organism: Macrosiphum euphorbiae (potato aphid)
Lineage: Eukaryota; Metazoa; Arthropoda; Insecta; Hemiptera; Aphididae
Source: the annotation of a GenBank genome assembly
AUGGCACGAGUGAAAAAGCCACAUCGUUACCGCCCGGGAACCGUUGCCCUCCGUGAAAUCCGUCGUUAUCAGAAGAGCACAGAACUGUUGAUCCGCAAAUUGCCGUUCCAACGUCUGGUACGUGAGAUCGCCCAGGACUUCAAGACCGACCUGCGUUUCCAGAGCUCCGCCGUCAUGGCGUUGCAAGAAGCCAGCGAGGCAUACUUGGUGGGUCUGUUCGAAGACACCAAUCUCUGCGCAAUCCACGCCAAGCGUGUUACUAUCAUGCCUAAGGACAUCCAGUUGGCUCGUCGUAUUCGUGGAGAACGUGCUUAA